CGUUCGCACCUGGCCGCUCUUACCCCAUUUCACGCAACUUCCCUGUUAGCGCCUGAGCGCCGCCUGCCCCCCUCUAGCCUGGCUGGCUCUUGCCCGUCCGCCGUGUCGUGCCUGCCUGUCUGCCCGGUUUCUACCCCUUCUUCUUCCCCUUCCGUUGCAUCACAUCACACACACCCUUCCACCACUCCAAUCCAACUUGCCGUCAACUUGACCCAGUCCAUUCGUUUUAUCCCCACGCCUUCCCUUCUACCCUCCCCAUAUCCCCAACCUCAACACUUCACCGCCGCUGGUUUGGCCGUCGACUGUUCCCCGUGCUCGUCCUGAGUACCACGCCCCCAUUCUCCUAAGGCUUAUCCGCCUGCUUCCACCAACCACCUCCACCACGACGACGACGACGACCACCGCCUCCGUAAUACUCCACCACUCCGCUCGACCGACCACGCACCCAACCCUCUCCGAGUCUUGCCCACCAUGCUCCCAUCGCUGUCCGCAGCCGUCGCGCUGCUGGCCGCCGCGUCGCUUCCUCUGGCCUCCGCCAAAGAGCGCAUGAUCGAGAGCAGGUCGCUCAACCCGUGCAUGACAAACUCGAGCUUCUCGGCCACCCUCUUCAACGUCUUCUUCACCCCGGACAACAGGACCCUCACCUACGAUGUCAAGGGAGUCUCGGGAAUCAACACAAAGGUCGUCGCCGAGAUGGAGCUCAUCGUCUACGGCUACUCGUUUAUGAAGCAGGAUCUGAGGCCUUGCGACAGCAGCGAGCUGCGCGGCAUGUGCCCCAUGACGGCCGGUAACCUCGAAAUCAGCUCCAAUCUCGACAUCAGCGCCGAGGUCAUGAGCAACAUCCCCGGAAUCGCCUACACCAUCCCCGAUCUCGACGCCGCCGUCCGCAUCAAGAUCUCCGACGAAAACACAAAGCAACAGCUCGCCUGCGUCGAAGCCGAACUGUCCAACGGCCACACCGUCCAGCAAAAGGCCGUCAGCUGGACCACGGCCGUCAUUGCUGGCUUGGGUCUGAUUGCUUCCGCCAUCACUUCGGGUCUGGGCCACUCCAACACCGCUGCUCACGUGGCUGCCAAUGCCAUGUCCCUCUUCGGCUUCUUCCAGGCCCAGGCCUUUUUCGGUAUGGUGGCCGUGCCUCAGCCGCCCAUUGUUGCUGCGUGGACCCAGAACUUCCAGUGGACCAUGGGUAUCAUCCGCAUCGGCUUCAUCCAGCGCAUGGCCACCUGGUACCAGCGCUCCACCGGAGGAACUCCCACUACUUUCCUUUCCAAGUUGGGCGAGAUGUCCAUCGAGAUCAUGAAGAGGAAGGUCAAGCGCUCCUUUGACGACACCCCCACCCUCAUGACCAGGGACGCCCUCCACGAGAGUGUCCGCCACAUGUCCAAGCUCGUCGCCCGUUCCAAUGCCGACAACAACCAGAUUCUGGCCUCGGGUGACCAGCGUGUCACUCUCCGCGGUAUCGAGCGUGUCGGUUUCAAGGCCAACAUGGAGGUCACCAACAUCUUCUUCACGGGUUACUGCUUCUUCAUCAUCUUCGUUCUUCUUGUCGUUUUGGGUGUCGUGGCCUUCAAAUACAUCUGUGAGGCGCUCGUUAAGGCUGGCAAGAUGAAGCAUGACCAAUUCACCGAUUUCCGCAACGGCUGGCAGACGGUCCUCAAGGGUAUUCUCUUCCGUGUCAUUCUCAUUGGUUUCCCGCAGAUGAUGGUCCUGUGCUUCUGGGAGCUCACCCGUCGCGAUUCCCCCGCCGAGGUGGUUCUGGCCGUCUUCACACUGCUCACCAUGAUUGCCAUCCUCGGCUGGGCCUCGUCCAAGGUUGUGCGUAUUGCCCAGCGAUCCAUCGCUAUGCACAAGAACCCUGCCUACAUCCUAUACUCGGACCCUGUCGCUCUCAACAAAUGGGGUUUCUUGUACGUUCAGUUCAAGGCUGCCAUGUACUGGUGCAUCAUUCCCGUUCUGCUCUACAUCCUCCUUAAGGCCAUGUUCAUCGGUUUGGCCCAGGGCAACGGCGGUGUCCAGGCUGUCGCUUUGCUUUUGAUCGAAAUUGGUCUCCUGAUCGGUGUUUGCGUCCUCAGGCCGUACAUGGACAAGAAGACCAACGGUUUCAACAUUGCCAUCGCUGCCAUGAACGCUCUCAGCGCCCUCUUCAUGCUCUUCUUCUCCGAGAUCUUCAAGGCACCCGGAGUUGUCUCAGGCGCCAUGGGUGUUGCUUUCUUCAUCUUCAACGCAGCCUUUGCUCUGGUCCUACUUUUGAUGGUUCUCAUCGCUUCCGGUUUCGCCCUGUUCACGAGCAACCCCGACACCCGCUACCAGCCCAUGCGUGACGACCGUGGCUCCUUCAUCAAGUCCCAGACGCAACUCACGACGGAGCUGGAUGCUCUUGGUGCCACCGCUCGCGGUGAGGGCAAGGGCCAGCACGCUCGCCUUGACGAUGAUGACGACGCGGCCAUUGAGCGCCAGCAGAUCGCAGCCAAGGAGGGUGGCUUCUCGGAACACUACCAGCCGGCGCCUCCGCGCAGCCCUGUUCCCCAGACCUCGCCGUACGGAUCCAGCACCAACAUCCCCGCCAACAACCCCCCCUCGUAUUACGGCAACACCAGCCCACCCUCGGCACCGCAAACCGCGUAUGGAAGGGCAGGCAGCUUGAAGAGCGAGGCGCAGUACCGGACUGCCAACAACUCCAGUCCGUGGCAAAGAGGAGCGGGCUAUGAUCAUUGA
Messenger RNA from Periconia digitata, 2715 nucleotides. NCBI's taxonomy places the organism in Eukaryota, Fungi, Ascomycota, Dothideomycetes, Pleosporales, Periconiaceae. The record is from the annotation of a GenBank genome assembly.